GUGGCACCAGAGAGGCGCCAACAUUUAAACUAAAUUUAUCUGUCGUGUUCUGUGAGGUGGAAAUAUAAAGUUGGGAGAGGAGUUUGUUUCGAUUUGUUCGGCGAUGGGUUCUGGUGAUGAAGGUGAUGCGACUGAGGCACUGCCUACCCGGUCACUGAGUACGGAAGGUGAUUCCGUCAAGGUUUAUGUAAGGGUGCGUCCAGUGAAGAGCACGGGGCUGUGUUCCGAUGGAGGACCUGGGCUGUGUUUGUCAGUCCUCUCGCCAAACACUAUUCGUCUCAGCUCAAAACCUGAACCAAAAGUUUUCACGUUUGAUCAUGUGGCUGAUAUGGACAUUACCCAGGAAUCAGUUUUUUCAACUGUUGGCCGAGGCAUUAUUGAGUCCUGUAUGAAUGGAUACAAUGGUACCAUAUUUGCAUAUGGACAAACUGGUUCAGGGAAGACAUUUACAAUGUUGGGUCCCUCUAAAUCUGACAACUUCACUCACAAUCUGAGGGGAAUAAUUCCUCGCAGCCUUGAAUACCUAUUUUACUUGAUCAAUCGUGAAAAGGAAAAGGGUGGAGGAACAAGAAGCUUUCUGUGCAAGUGCUCCUUCAUUGAGAUAUACAACGAGCAAAUAUUUGACCUUUUAGACGCUGCUUCAUCUGGUCUGUUUCUUCGAGAAAGCAUAAAAACUGGUGUUUUUUUGGAAGGAGUAAUUGAACAGGUUGUUACAUCAGCAGCUGAAGCCUAUCAGGUGUUGUCUAUGGGAUGGCGAAAUCGAAGUGUAGCAUCUACUUCAAUGAAUCGAGAGUCAUCACGAUCCCAUGCUGUCUUUACACUUGCCAUAGAGUCAAAGGAAAAGAUUAACUCUCUGGUUAGCAUUCGCACGUCACGGCUAAACCUCGUUGAUUUAGCAGGUUCAGAACGACAGAAAGACACACAAGCUGAAGGGCUGCGAUUAAAGGAGGCGAGCAGUAUAAACCGAUCACUGAGUUGUCUGGGAAAUGUUAUCAUGGGACUUGUUGAUGUGACGAAUGGAAAAAGUCGGCAUAUUUCCUACAGAGAUUCUAAGCUGACUUUCUUGUUAAAGGACUCUCUUGGAGGAAAUGCAAAGACCUACAUUAUUGCAAAUGUUCACCCAGGGUCAAAAUGUUUUGGUGAAACGCUGUCAACUCUUCAGUUUGCUCGUAGGGCUAAGUUGAUCAGAAAUAAAGCUAUAGUAAAUGAAGAUACUCAAGGCAAUGUUCACCAACUGCAGGCUGAAAUCAAGAAGUUGAAAGAACAACUCUUUGAGCUGUCAAAGGGACAAAUAAUCCGGGAAGCAGAGGCGAGGGGAGAAACUGUACCUGUGGAAGGACAUAAUGCUGAUGAUGGUGAAUGGAAGGAUCGCUUUCUGCAAGCCAUGCUCCUCUGGGAGAAAAGUGAACAUCAAAACCAGACCCUUAUGGAAAAAAUUGGGGAACUCAAGGAUGUGUGCAGUAAAAAAGAAAAGAUAAUUCAGUCAACCAAGAUGAUCGUGAAGUUCAGGGAGGCAAACAUAGCAUAUCUGGAAAAGAUUUUGAAUAGUUCUCACAGUAAUCUGUCUCCAGAUGAAAAAGAUGCAGUGAUCAUUGAACUGAAGAAAGAAGUCGAAAUUUUAAAAGAGCAGACUGAGCAAGACCCUCGAAUAGCCAGUUAUGCAAUGGAGAAUCGUGCUCUACGAGAAGAAAACAAAUAUCUGAACUCCUUGGAAAAUGUGAAGCGUGCCAAGGAAGCGUCAGUACAAGUGACCGCUAAACUGGAAAGGGCAUUUUUGGAAGCCUCAGAGAAAAAUGCUGGAGGUCAAGCAUUUUAUCCAUCUCCUGUAAAAGUAGAGAACAUAUCUGUAGUCUCACAACAAAGGCUUAAAGUUCGACUUGUUCAAGUGCAGAAUGACUUAUCUUCUGUAAAGCAGGAAUAUGAGGAGUUCCAGGAACUGGCCAAGAAGAAGCAAAUGGAAUUGGAAUCUGAAGUCCACACCCUUGAAAAAGCCAAUCAGCAUUUAGAAAAUAUUUUGGAGGCAACUAAAUCUCACAAACGUCAGGAGGUCUUCCAGCUGAAUAAAAUGCAUGCUGAGACAAUCAAGAACUUGACACCAAUUAAGUCUGUGGGCAACCUAACACCUGAAAUAAUUUUACAACGGAGUCCUGAUGGAGCACCUGAAGUUUGUGCAGAGAAAGAUAACGCUGUUAUUAAUGAGUCUCUGCCACUUGAUAUGAAUGAACAAGCUUAUGAAGCUAUCGCCGAAGAACUUCAAACAGUUCAGGGGCAGUUGACUGACCUCCAGACCAAGCUGGAUGAAGAGGAGAGAAAAAAGCUGAAGCUUCAGCAAAAUAUUGACAAACUGGAAAACCAUUCCACUAAGUUGAACGAGCUCCUCAUCUCUGAACGAAAUGAUAGGAACAAAACCCAGCAGGAGCUUAUUGCAAAGACUAAAUCAUUGGAGAGUGAGCUGCAAGACUGUCUGACUCAGAACAAUAUAUUGAAGAGUGAAGUGCAUGACUUGCGUGUGGUGCUACAGUCAGCUGACAAAGAACUUGUAACCGUAAAGGAGGAAUACAGUUCUUAUAAGGCCAAGCAAGAUGCCGAACACAUUCAACUUUCAGAUCAGUUUAUAAAAAUCCAGUUACAGCUGGAUGAAAUCAGGUUAGAACAUGAAAAAAACCUGGAGACGAAGCGUUCUCUCCAAGAUACUAAUGACAAUCUACAGGAGAUAGUGAAAUUUAAAGAAUAUGAGAAUGAACAACUGCAUGAAAAUCUGGAACAAAUGAAGGAGGAAGCUGAAGCAAUGAGGGCUGAAAUUGGUUCUCUGAUGGAAGAUCUGGAAGCUGGAAAGGAACAAAACCAAAAGCUUGCUUCACAACUUCAACAAGACAUUGAGAAUAACUCCAAGGAACUUCUGAAAACUUUGAAUGAGAAAGAACUCCUAAAGAAAGAAUCUUCUGGAUUAUUAUUGAAGUUCGAGCAGCAGGCACUGGAGCAGAAAUAUCUGGAGCAGAGCCUGUCUGAUGCCAAAUGGAUUAUUGCUGAUCUUGAGAAGAAGCAUACUGCUGAUCAGGAGGUAAUGAGGAUCUUGAACAACGAAAUUCAAGAAAUGAGAAGUACUUGCAGUCAGAAAUCUGAAACUGUUUCUGCCUUGACUCAAGAACUGGAGGACAUCAAAUUGAAGUACAGUGCUGCUGUGGCUGCUAAGGAGGAACAUAACACCAUAAUUGAAAAAAAGGAGCAAGAAAUUAAGGAAGUGAGAGAGACCAUGGAAAGAAUGAAAAAUUCCUGUAAAGUUGAGAUGGAGAUGCUGUAUGAAGAUCUCACUAAUACCUCCCAGCAGCUUGAGCAACAAACGGAAUACUCUCAGGAACUGGCAGCAAAAUUGCAGCAGAUGCAAGAAGAAGCGGAGAAAAGUAAAAGAACCGUUAAAGAACUUAACAGUCAGACUCCCUGUACUCCUGGAUCUCCAGCAUAUCCAUUUCGAACCCCAGAGCAGCACCAGAGGCAAUCGGAUCAUCAAAAUGCAAUUCAAGCUUCCUUUGAAGUGUUGGCUGAGAUGGAGUUAGAAAGGGAAUCCAAGAAUAAACAGAUUCUACAACUCAAAAGCCAGUUGCAUGAAUUGAAAACUCGGUGUUUGGAAAUGGAUGCUUUGGAGAGACACUGUCGGAAUUUGGAGAACUGCCUAGAAAGAACAGAGAAAAGUUCAACAAUGGAGUCACAACGUAUAAAUGAGUUGGAAAAGAAAUUAAAAGAAGAAUUAAAUAUCAAGGAAGCUCUAAAAGAAAAGCUAGCAGACAUGGAGACUGAAUUAACUAUGAAUAAGGCGUCGUUGGAGUCUAUUCAGCAGACUAUUACAGAGAACCAAACAAAACUUGAACGCACCAGCAGUUUAGAAGUAAAAACCUUCAAUGAGAAAGAAGAGUUUCGAUCAGCUCUUGAAUCUGCAAAUGAAGAGAAAGAGAAACUUAGCUGGGAGGUUAACGCUCUUCAGAGGCAAGUAGCCAAACUUACUGAAGAGAAUGGAAACCUGGCAGGACACAAGAACUUGAAACAAAAAAUUCAAUAUUUGGUUAAAGUCAAGAAAGAAAAUGUUCAACUCUGUGAGGAAGUUGGGCUGCUGAAAUUAGAGCUUCUGAAACUGAAGGAACUCAAGAAAACUGACGUUAACAGCUUGACACAACAAACUGUUGAGGAGUCAUGAUGAAAAUGUACAGCAAUAAUGUAUGGAUUUAAGACCACCUCUACACCAAACAACCAUUUUCCAGCAUUGGCUCCUAUAACUGAUUCUGGUGUUCAUCCAUCCACUUCUUAAAUGCCACCACUCUGGUAUUUUCAUAUAUAUAUUUUAGGCACUCAUCAUUCUUUGGGUGAAAAAGGACCCUUCAGAUCGUCUUUAAUUCUCUUGCUCCCUUACUCUAAAUGUAUACUCCCCCUUUGUUCCGCUCUGUGGGGAAAAGUUUGCUGCUGUGUCCUCUCUAUUGCCCUCAGUGUUAUAUAUUUAAGUCGUCUCCUCUCUUAACCUCCUUCAGUCGAGCGAAACUAUCAGUCUCUUCUCAAGCUGAAGUGCUCCAUCUCAGACAAUAGGCUGGGUGAACCGUCACUGCAGCCUCUCCACUGUUUUCAUCUUUUUCCUAUUUCGUUUUGUAGAUUUUGUCUGUUGUUUCUAGUACAUGGUAUCAAUCUCGCUAAACUGUUAAGUGUAUUGAAGGCAGUCUGCUCAAUGCAGACACACCAGGUAUGAAUUUAAUCAUAUUACGGUCACUGUCUCCUAAAGGUUCCUUCACCUUAAGUUCCCUGAAGCAGACUUGAUCAAGGAAACUGAUGGAGGUAGUGACCAUAAUAUGACAAAACUUACCAUGCCAUUUGAGAGAAGUACAUGUGGGAGGAAAGCUAAAAUCUAAUAUAAUGGUAUCAAUUAAAAUGUAAUUGAUUAAAAGUAACAACAUGGGCAUGAGAGAAGAUUUGGUCAGAGUUGAUUAAAUGGAGACUGUAGCAGGAAGAUGGUGGAGCAGCAAUGACAAGAUUCUAGGGUUAAUUCAGGGAAAGACAGAGCCACGAUGGCGCUUAACAGUGACUGCUUCGAGCUCAUCUGCGGAAAACUUUGUCUCUUUGUGGUGGUGGGACCUGCUCCCGGUGGCUCAGGACCGGCCGCUUUUCACAGUCCCGAGGACGUGGCCUAGAAGAGCACGCCUGCAGAGUCCAAGUCUUAGCAGCCCUGUGAAUGAGUUGGCCCUAUACCGGGGCCACAGCGGGAGAAAUCGGAAUAUCCGGAACAGUGAAUUGGCUAUCGGGGCUCUGUGCUCAGCGAAUCUCCUCUCUGUCUUCAUAGAUUCACAACCCUCCGGCUAAAAAAAUUCUCCUUACCUCUGUUCUAAAAAGUUGCCCCUCAAUUUUGAGGCUGUGCCCUCUAGUUCUGAAUACCUCACCAUAGGAAACAUCCUCUCCACAUCCACCCUAUCUAGUCCUUUCAACAUUCGGUAGGUUUCAAUGAGAUCCCCCUGCAUUCUUCUAAAUUCCAGUGAAUACAAACCCAAAACUGCCUCGUAUGUUAACCCCUUCAUUCCUGGAAUCUCCACGUGAACCUCCUGCAGACUCUCUCCAAUGAUGGCACUUGGAGUAUUGUCAACAGUUUUGGACCCCAUAUGUCAGAAAGAAUGAGUGACAGUGAAAAUGACAGACACACACCACACCCCAGCAAAAAAAAGCCAUUGCCAUCCUCCACCCACCAAAGCCCCCAUGAAAGACCAUGAUCUGUUGAACAACAGAAACUAAUUGUUCUCCCUGACAAAUCGACACAAGCUCUCUCUCUCUCUCUCGCCCCCCAAAGAAAGGGACAGAGAGAUGUCACCCUGUCACAGCGAGAGGGGAGACAUAACAAAACAACUCGCUGAUUUACGAUGAUGAAGUCUGCCGUGCCCCCCACGAGUUCUCCAAUGGGAGGAGAAGAGAGUAAAUGCCAGAAGUUCAACAGUCUUUUCAGGGGUGAGUAUGCUAUCCAUAAUGAAAGAUAAGGACUUGAAAGACCAUAAGACAUAGCAGAAUUAGGCCAUUCAACCCAUCAAAUCUGCUCUGCUAUUUGACCAUGACUGAUUUAUUUUUCCUCUUAACCCCAUUCUUUUGCCUUCUCCUUGUAACCUUUGAUGCCCUUGCUAAUGAAGAACUUAUCACUUUAAAUGUACCCAAUAAUGUGGCCUUCACAGCCAUCUGUGGCAAUGAAUUCCACAGAUUCACCACCCUCUGGCUAAAGAAAUUCCUCUUCAUCUCUGUUCUCCUGUGUCAUUUCAUCCUAGACUCUCCCACUAUUGGAAACAUCCUCCCACAUCCACACUAUCUAGGCUUUUCAAUAUUCAGUAGUUUUCAGUAAGAUACGCCCCCCCCCACCCCCCCAUCAUUCUUCUAAUCUUCAGCGAGUAAAGGACCAGAGUCAUCAAACAUUCCUCAAUGUUAACUUUCAUUCCUGGGAUCAUUCUGGUAAACCUCCAUGGGCCCCCUUUGAUGCCAGCACUAAAAUAACCAAACUAUCAGGCCUUACCUAAGAAUGCAUUAUUUUUCUCAGAAUACAUGAUACCAUAGAAAAAUGUGAGAAAAUAAAUAUAUAUGAAAGUCAAGUUUGGCAGAUUCUAUUUUGAGUCAAACCAUUCAUCGUGGCUGUUGUACAUUAGGAUUCUACUACCUUUGGAAAAUGUUUUUUUUUCAAUUUUCUAACAACAGUAUAUACAAAAUUGUACAUGUAUGAUUUUUGCCAACAUCAGGUGAGAACUAUGUCAAAACUGCUUUUGACACCAUUCUUAUUGACUACAUACCAAUCAUUAUUUUGAUUCACAAAGGAUGAAUAAAGUACUUUUUAUUUGUA
Molecule: messenger RNA, 6841 nt
Organism: Mobula hypostoma (lesser devil ray)
Lineage: Eukaryota; Metazoa; Chordata; Chondrichthyes; Myliobatiformes; Myliobatidae
Gene: kif15
Product: kinesin family member 15
Exons: 34
Coding region: 104-4189 (1361 amino acids)
Biological process (GO): microtubule-based movement
Molecular function (GO): ATP binding; microtubule binding; microtubule motor activity
Source: RefSeq, a predicted model, not a curated record